CCACUCUGCGCCAAGGAGCUUGUACGAGGCGGAAGCCGAGGGGCCACACGAAAAUGCGCUCCGAAAGACCGAACCGCACGCCGCCGGAGAAAAUCUAUAAAACUCGCCCGGUUUCGGCGAAAUGCAGCACACUUUUCCCGUUGGCCUUGUGAGGCGAAAGUGAUCGUACACGACGCUGUGUAGUGAGUUGCGCUAGUGAUCGUAAAGGAAUCGGACGCUUGCGUCCAGAAAAGUGCAUCCGAGGGAAUCUUUAGAAGAAGAAGAUCUUUGUGAACAGUAAAAAAGGAGUUUAAGUGAAAGGAUAUUAUUACAACAGACACAAAGAUGACUUAUUUAAGUGUUCUAGUGGCGUUCGUAGUGGUGCUCACUAUGGUGAGCACAGUGUUUGCCGGGCGUACCUUAUAUCUCGGUCGGGAACCGCCUCGUACAUUGCAAAUGAUCGGUUCCGCUAAUCCACGAAUGCUGCACAAGAUCAGUACGGAUCUUCAGCCCGACACCUCCAAAGUGAUACACAUUCAGGUGCCUUACUACAUUGAACGUCCGAAACCGCGCACCAAGAAGUUCCAGCCUUGGGUACCGCGCGGCCAACGGUUCGUAUCUUCAUCGGGUCCCGGAUCACUGCAACAGCAUCUCGCUUCCGGUCCGGUUACGUUCGGUACGCCUUUCCCCGCAAGGGAAGCUCCUUUCAAAGCGAAACCGAUCCUACCGAACGAAUUUCUCGCUAAUCCAGGACCGUACGAUACACCGUUUGUGCCGGUGAUGAAACCCAGCCCAGUGAACCCACUACACAUGGAGCAACCAGCACCGGAGAUUAUGUUCGAACCUAUCAGCAUCCUACCGCUAGAAUCGCCCUCGUUCGCGACCAUACGCAACCAUGUGAACUAUCUGAAGCAGAAGCAGCAUGCGUUCUUUGAGGGACAAGGACGAGAGUUCGGUUUGGGUGGUGCCACAAUACCGGACGAGUUGGAAUACUUCAGUGAGCAUGAGAAACGACUCGGCGACGGAUCGGUACACAAUGGAGACUCGGAUCGAACGGGUGGUGAACGGAACACACUUUCUGAGCAUGAUUUUGGACAGAACGAUCGGAAGUAUGAUCGACGGGGUAAGGCUAUGAGACCGGUGCAGAAUGAGGAGGAAGAGGAGGAGUCCGACGAGGAGGAUUUCUAUGACUCCGAAGGCAAGCAAUAUCAGGAUGAUGAUUUUGAGGACUCACGUGACGAGACGGAUCGAGCGGCUGCAUUCGAGCCGAAGAAGGUAUACACACAAGUAAGACAUCGUGAAAUAGUUCGACAUGUUCCACGAUCGGGCCGUGAGGAGAAUGUGGACGAAAAUGAAGAGGAAGAUGAGGAAGAGAAUGAAAAUCAUGAAGAUGGAAAAGAAAAUGGCAAAGAAGAAUCAGAUAAACAAGAUGAGGAUGAUGAAGAAGACGACGAGGAGGAAGAUGGUGAUCAUCAAGAACGGCACCAUAAACGACUCCCAAUUCGCGAACGUCUUAACCUGCAGCGUAAGAACAUCGUCUACUCGGAGAAGGGACAUCAGGCGGACAAGUUUGAUCACGGUUCGGAAGAAUCUUUUGGCGAGUUCGAACAGCAGGAGGAACCAAAACCAAAGCGACGUAACAGAAUAAAACGAUCGACUGAGGAGACGUCAGCACCGGCAGUAUCUAACAGGACACUUUCUGACCAAAUUGUAGAUGUGCUUGCUAUGGUGAUCUUGGGUAAUGAAACACUACCACUUCCCGAGGCGUUAACCGAUCCGCGUGAACUACAAGGUGAGGAGUUGAUCAAGUUUCUUGAUGAAGCGAUCCAAAACACCACACAGUAUCUUCCCGAAGGACGGCUAAGAGACGGAGAAGUUAUCAGCAUCGUAUCCCCACCGAGCAAUGUGGUAAAGUUCCCGUACUACAACCGUCCGGCAAGUGAGAUCGACGUUGAUUCCGCGUUACGAUAUGCGGAAAAUUUAACCAGCUUCAGUACCGGACUUUACGGUGCCAAAUCGAUCGACGGUGUGGAGUGUAACGAGGUGGAUGUGGAGCUAGAGGACGAACCGGAACCGAUCGCGGAAGAUACGUCCGGUGAAGGUUUCAAACCGAUUCGACGACUCAAGGGACUGGGCGAUAAGAUAGAUUGCUUGAAGCGAAAACACUUCGGCAGCGAACCGCUCGAUAAUCCGCUGUUCCGCGAGGAGUUUGUUGGGGUAGCGCCCAGGAAGAUGUACGUUGGCAAGGGUACAACACCAGCCGUACCCGAGCAACAGAAGCAGCAACCGCAACCGAAUCCAGCCGUGGCUGUUUAUAACGAUGUGAUACGUCACAUUAAGAAACAUCUCGCAAGUCAGCAGCGGCGCAAGAACUCCAAAGCGGACACGGACCAAGACACCGUGAUGAUUGCUGUACCGCGCAUUCUGCGAUUAGAUCGCGAUGAUCCCGAACUGUCCGGAACACAUCUCAAACGUGAAGCACGGUUAGCAUUCCCACAGGCGAACCCACUGCCCGUCUCUAAUCACAUCAGUGUGCCGAUCUUCGACAUCAGCAAGUUUGUGCCCCGGUUUAUGAUGCGCCCGAAUGAGGAUCUCUUUGCGGAACAGGACCAUCACGUGACGACUGUAAGACCACGGCUAAGCAAACCCAGCGUACGUCUACAAACGUUGGUACGAACGGCGGAACAGCUGGCAGAAGGUGCGGUCUCCGUUGAGGAAGGAGUGGAGCAGAUACUGACCACGGAGAAAAAUCCCGAGCGGGACGAUAUAGCGGAUGCGUUCGAUGAUGUACUGGCGAAACCGAAUCAAGUGCCCGCUCCACUACCACCAAUAAAACCGUACAGUGUCGUCGAGAAGGACACCAAAGACAGUGGCCCGGAAGCGACAUUCAACAAAUCGGGACCACCGUAUACAGCGCUUGCACUAGAACCACCGGUAGCGCAAAGCAUCCUGAAGCAGCGUAUUGCUCCGCUGGAGCGUAAUCAUCUCGAUCUAGCAAAGCCGAAACGAUCUCCAAUGAAGAAGAUACCGCGAAAGUCACGAAGACCUUCGGUCACACGGAAGAAGGUGCUCGUAUUCUAUCACUAAAAUGGUGAAGGUGAAGCACCAGAUCGAGAUAAUGGUUGUAUUAUUAUCUAGUGUUAUUUAUUUGCUAAAAAUGUACCUAUAGUUACACACGAACGUACACGAAUACUUUCAGUUCCUUUAAAAAAUGGUUUCUUCUCGUAUAGUAGACCAAUACACCGUGACUUACACUAAUGGACAAUCUUCGAAUGACAGCAAAAGCAUCUGACACCUUUGCUGUCAAAGUGUUGUUUUGAAAACACUCUCUUUGGCGGGAAAGUGACAAUAGUAGUGACAUGUAGUAACGAAAACCUAAUGUGAAACAAGUCAUAAGAUGGAAAAGAAUGCAAUGCCACGAGUGGUACACACCUAUGCGCCAGGUGGCACACAAAACAAAACAAGAGCACUAAGGAAAAGGAAAUGCGCAACACAGCGGCGAUAGAGAGUGGUAAUUUUCGUUUUAAUUACAAAAGGGGAAACACAUAAACAGAAGAAGAAGAGGGAAAAAGAUCAAUUGAAUUUUGUUUUCAUAGACCAACAACAAAAAGACCCCGAGAGGAUGUUACAAAAAAAGAGAAGAAAAAAAAAAUCACAUACACAACAAACAAUUCACCACACCGAUCGGCACAUCGUUCGCUAAUUAAAGAGAGUAAGAUUUCACCCGCCUAUAACCUCCAUGUGUUGGGUUCCCUAUUAAUUGAAAGUGAACACACAUCAACGGUGCUGCGUGUGCAGCAUCAUCCACCAAUACGGGUGGGCAGCAAAAGGAGGACGUUAAUAGCAUCCACCUACAUUUCCGAAUGCACUUUCCGGUACUCGGACAACUCCGUGUGGGGUUGGAAGCUUAGCUGGUAGUAAACAAAUCGCAUCGAUACAAACAGGGCGAGAUUUCUAGCGGUCUCUCUACAAUACGGAGAUCCAUUCAGAAGCGUAGCGAAGGAAGCAUGGCAAGUCAAAAGUCCCGGCCUUGAUGAGAAAGUUCAGCGACACACGAUAAACGUCAUAGCAUAGGUGACAGAUGUGAAAAUGUGACCUCUCCACAAGGAAAGGGAACAGGUUGAAUGGUCAAUUGUGACGAGUGUGAAGUUAUGCAACAUUGUGCACAAACGAUGAUUAGUGUGUUAAUUAGAAGAGGGUCUGCUGCUAGGUCUGGCCGAUUAAUUGAUCCCCCCGCGGUGAGAAGAUAAAACAGUAAAGUGAUGGGAGAAAAAAUGAAUACAGAUGUGAAAGAUGAAGAACCACAGUAAUGCACGCCCUUGAGGACACAUUACAUUGUAAAUGCUUCGUUAAUUUUAAUAAACUCAUCAACAUGCUUGUCAUGCUUGUUAAAGUAAA
Molecule: messenger RNA, 4377 nt
Organism: Anopheles funestus (African malaria mosquito)
Lineage: Eukaryota; Metazoa; Arthropoda; Insecta; Diptera; Culicidae
Exons: 1
Coding region: 325-3066 (913 amino acids)
Source: RefSeq, a predicted model, not a curated record